This is a messenger RNA of Bicyclus anynana (squinting bush brown), 1005 nucleotides long. RefSeq names its product nucleolar complex protein 2 homolog. Lineage: Eukaryota; Metazoa; Arthropoda; Insecta; Lepidoptera; Nymphalidae. The transcript has 5 exons. Bases 229 to 846 code for a protein of 205 amino acids. The record is from RefSeq and is a predicted model, not a curated record.
UCUAUAAGAGCUGUACAGUAAAAUAGAUCUUAAUGUUAAAACCUGCCAGAAGAAAACGAAAAAAGAAAUUCCAAAAACGAAAACUAUCAAAAAGUCAAAAGUUAUGUCAAAUGUAAAAUUCUAGCUUUUGUAAUACGUUGUGUGGAAAUUAAUUGUAUUUUAGUGUUAAAAUGACAAAUUUACCGAGUAAAUGUGGGUAGUUUGAGGUGACAGACAUAAUCUGGUGAAAUGGUGAAGUGGAAAUAUUGUGUACUGAUGGCGGUGCUGUUACUCCUUCCGUCCAGGGCCGGAUCCAAAACGGAGGACGAUGAUGAUGAUGAGAGAAACGAUGAAGACGACGAUACAGAAGAUAAUGAUGAGGAUGGAGAAGAUGAUGAUCCAGGCGGUGACAUCCAGCUCCAGGCUCCACCAGUGAGAAGAACCCCCGCUCCUUUAAUAACAACUCGCACCAUUGUUUUAACCAGGACCUCUAAGAAGUUACCUCUAGAGUGCUACGUGUGCGCGUAUAAACCCGAGUCACCGCUGCGGGCUUGCCUGGACCCUACCAGGUUCAGGGUGCACACAAUGACAUGCCACAGCGCUGAUGACAAGUGCUUCACGGCCGUCACAACGAAGGGUAACACGUUCGACGCCGUCGUGCGUGGUUGCCGCUCCGCCUGCGUCGGCACUCCAGAGAUCACGUGCUGUGAGUACAAUCGUUGCAACCAUCAAGCUUUCGCGACGCCAACGGCGACGGCGCGACUCGUCCAACAAAGUAAAGCCACCAAACCGUUGCACCCGACGGUUUUGUUCUUCGUGACAGUACUGCUGGUCUUGCAGACUGUGGUCAAAGUAUCAUUUGUAUAAUAUAUGCACAUCGAAAAAGGCUGAGUUACACGAGGAGAGUAUUGAGAAUGCCAGUGAAAGUCUCUUGCACUAACUUGUUACAGUAGUAACGAGUCAGUGGUUCGGUUAUCGACUGAAUUUAACGUUUCUGUAACUCUUUUUGGUAUUUACGUAAGUCAA